AUGUUUAGUUUUAUAAUGCAAAUAUUUUUAACAAUGGUCUUUCAAUUAGCUUUAUUAGUCCGGCUAAUAAACGGGAAAUAUUGUUUGAAUGAUGGAAGAAAAUUUGUAAAUAAAUAUAAACCUCAUUAUCAUGACGAAGUACUGGUUGAAUUGUUAUACGACGUAGAUGAUCUCUUAUUGCCCAACCCAAAUCACGAGUCCUCCGAAAUGGCUGUCCUUCGUAAGGAGAAUUUUUCAAAUUUUCCGUUUCCUUCAGUUGGCAUAAAUGGAUUGGUACGGCACGGAUACGUCUUCUACAAGGAGGAAGACGAAAAAAUAUAUGACACGAAGUUCAUGGAAGCGUCGAAAAUGGCUGAUGACAUAUUUUCAGAGGAGAAUUUCAGUUGUUACAUUUCAAAAGUAACAAAAAGGUUUUGGAUUCACUUUCACAGAUCUGAAGUAGAUGUAGUUGGCGAUGCUGUAUUAACAGAGAUAGUCGACCAAAUUAAAUCAAACAACUAUACUAGGACACACACUGGGAAAAAACCGUAUGCAUGUAAUAGCUGUGAUAAAGCUUUUUCUUAUAAAGAAUCUUUAAAGACUCAUUCAAGGAAACAUACCGGUGAAAAGCCGUUUAAAUGUAAAAGCUGUGGUAAAAGUUUUUCUGAUCAAUCAAAUUUAAAUGGUCAUACAAGAACACAUACCGGUGAAAAGCCGUUUGUAUGUCAUACCUGUGGUAGAGCUUUUUCACGUAAAUCAUCUAUAGUGACUCAUUUAAGGAUACAUUCUGGAGAAAAACCGAAUAAAUGUAAAAGCUGCAGUAGAACGUUUGCUGAUCGAUCAAAUUUAACAAAGCAUAUCAGAACACAUACCGGAGAAAAGCCGCAUGCAUGUAAUAGCUGUAAUAAAGCUUUUUCUCGUAAAACACAUUUGAUGACACAUUUAAGUACACACACCGGUUAA
Molecule: messenger RNA, 942 nt
Organism: Metopolophium dirhodum (rose-grain aphid)
Lineage: Eukaryota; Metazoa; Arthropoda; Insecta; Hemiptera; Aphididae
Product: zinc finger protein OZF-like
Exons: 4
Coding region: 1-942 (313 amino acids)
Biological process (GO): regulation of transcription by RNA polymerase II
Cellular component (GO): PcG protein complex; transcription regulator complex
Molecular function (GO): DNA-binding transcription factor activity, RNA polymerase II-specific; RNA polymerase II cis-regulatory region sequence-specific DNA binding
Source: RefSeq, a predicted model, not a curated record